AGAACUGAACAGGAAGUGUUGAGUUUACAUGUUUAGCCUGGACAAGUGUCCCUGCUCUAAACCUUAAACUGAUGAGUAACCACACAUCGCUGCUCCUGCCGUUGUGUGUUCAUGUGAGGUUGUGUUUGUGAGUUGGUGUGUGUGUGUGUGAGUGUGUGUGUGUGUUGUGUGUCAUCAGCCCCACCCAUCAUGUCCCCAAACCCAUCGACGCUCCACCCACGUCCAUCAGUGUGUUUUCUCCUCCUCCUGCUCCUGCUCACCCCCUCCUCCUGCACGUCAGCCCGGAAAGACCCGCUCCAGCCCAGCCCCGAGACCACAGACCAGAACCAGGCUGAGGCCGAGACCUGGGACCGGAGCCAGAGCGAGACUGAGACCUUGAACCAGAGCCAGGGUGAGACUGAGACCCAGACCCAGAACCAGGGCCAGAGCCAGAGUGAGACUGAGAACCAGAACCAGAGCCAGGGUGAGACUGAGACCCAGAACCAGAACCACAGCCAGAGCGAGACUGAGACCUUGAACCAGAGCCAGACUGAGACCUUGAACCAGAGCCAGACUGAGACCUUGAACCAGAGCCAGACUGAGACCUUUAACCAGAGCCAGAGUGAGACUGAGACCUUGAACCAGAGCCAGAGUGAGACUGAGACCUUGAACCAGAGCCAAAAUGAGACUGAGGCCCAGGUCAAGAACGAGAACCAGACCCAGGUCGAGAACACGACCCAGGCCGGGACCCAGAGCCAGGCUAAGACCCAGAACCAGGACCGGACCCAGGCUGAGACCGGGAACCAGAACCAGACUCGGGUAGAGGUUGAGACCCAUACCCAGGUCGCAACCUUGAACCAGAUCCAGGCCGAGACCCAAAACCAGCUCAACACAACGCAAGGUGGUGAUGUUGGCAUUGGAAAUGCAGCCGAGCUGGACUCCAGUGAUGCGGCGUUGAACAUUUCGCCUUCUGUUCCAGACCUGAAUGACACCAGCCACGUUCUCGUCCCGUCUCCUGAUUCUAUGGAAAACACUCCUGAACUGGACCUAAGUGGACCGUACAAGAACCAUACCUCUGUCAGACACCAGUUAAAUGACUCUACGGCGUCCCUCAGACCUCCGGAGCCUUCGCCCACCGUGCCACCCAAUCAGCAGCCAGCGGCGCCAAAUGACACGGGUCACUAUGCCAAUGCCACAGUCCCCGACCAACAGACUGUUCAUCCUGACCUGGGUGUCGGCACUAGUCCCACUACGACCACCACCACGACAUCUACAACCACGACGACAGCAUCUACAACCAUGACAACAACAACAGUGGCUCCGCCCCCUCCGACCACAGCAAAACCAACACCCACGACUCAUACCACCUCCUUACAGACUCCGCCCCCCACACUGCAGCCUAAACCAGCGGUCCCAGUCCCGACGUCCACUCCUUCCCGUCCAGCGACCCCCAGCGUUGCCGUGGUGGAGAUGGCGGGCGGAGCUCUGAGCCGGCAGCUGGUGGACACGGCGUCACUGCUCGCCGUCCUGCUCUUUGGGUUGCUCUUCUUCCUGGUCACAGUGGCGGUGUUCGUCACGCAGGCCUACGAGAGCUACCGGAGGAAGGACUACACGCAGGUGGACUACCUGAUCAACGGCAUGUACACCGACUCUGGGGUCUGACGCAGCGAGGGGGCGGGGUUUGUCCAUGUGGGCAGGACCGGUGGCAGCUGUGGAGAUGUGUUUGGAGUCAGACUCCAAGACGAGGUGAUCCAGAGAAACCAGGACCUGAAGCAGGACCUGAACCAGGAUCUGUGUGUCAUAACCUUUUUCACAUAGUGCUUUGUUCGAUCAUUCUUCUCCUGAAUGUAAUGAGUUUGUCCUGUUUUCUUUUCCUGAACAUAAACGGCUGAAGCAGACGUUUCCUCUACUUACACCACGUUCACAUUGCAG
Molecule: messenger RNA, 1911 nt
Organism: Sphaeramia orbicularis (orbiculate cardinalfish)
Lineage: Eukaryota; Metazoa; Chordata; Actinopteri; Kurtiformes; Apogonidae
Gene: c6h11orf24
Product: chromosome 6 C11orf24 homolog
Exons: 3
Coding region: 190-1641 (483 amino acids)
Source: RefSeq, a predicted model, not a curated record